UAUUGUGUACAUAAACUUUGAUCAGUGCUCGUCAGGGUUAUGGCUGCUCUGAUCAAACUCGUCUCGCCGUGGAGAUUUCACCGAUUCACCCGAGCGAGUAGAGCUGCAUUGAUACCGUGUGUUCAGCUGCACAGCACCGCUUCAGUUAUGGGAGCUUCAGUGGAAGAUUUCAACACGGCCAAAGAAAAACUGGGCACUUUGAAAAAUGAUCCAGGGAAUCAAGUCAAACUCAAGAUCUAUGCGCUGUUUAAACAGGCCACACAAGGACCCUGCAACAGCCCCAAACCCGGCAUGCUGGACUUUGUGAACAAAGCGAAAUGGGACGCAUGGAAGAGUCUGGGGUCCGUGUCACAGGAGGAGGCCAGGCAGCAGUACGUGGAUCUCAUCGAGUCUCUGGUGGGAUCAGAAGCUCCUGCUGUGUCCGCGCAGACGACCGGGAGCUCGAAGGCCUUCCAGACCCUGCUGGUCACCACAGAGAACAACAUCACCACCAUACGCCUCAACAGACCUGGGAAGAAAAACGCCAUCACUGUAGAGAUGUACAACGAGCUGAUUGAAGCUUUGGAUCUGGCUGGAAAAGACGAUUCUGUCAUUACAGUGAUGACAGGUAACGGGGAUUAUUACUGCAGCGGAAACGACCUGAACAACUUUACGAAGAUCCCUGAGGGUGGAGUGGAGGACAUGGCUAAACAAUCUGGGGAGUUGCUGAGGAGGUACGUGAAUGCGUACAUUGACUUCCCCAAACCUCUGAUCGGAGUGAUAAACGGACCGGCGGUGGGGGUAUCAGUCACCCUGUUGGGACUGUUUGAUGUUGUUUAUGCCACAGAGAGGGCGACGUUUCACACACCCUUCAGUCAGUUGGGUCAGAGUCCGGAGGGCUGCUCUUCAUAUCUGUUCCCCAAAAUUAUGGGCACAGCAAAGGCUAGUGAGAUGCUGUUGUUUAAUAAGAAGCUGACGGCCACACAGGCCUGUGAAGUGGGUCUGGUGACUGAGGUCUUUCCUGAAAGCUCCUUCCAGAGCGAAGUGUGGACCAGACUGAAGGCCUACGCCAAACUGCCCAGGAACGCUCUGGCUCUGUCGAAGCAGCUGAUCCGCGGAGUGGAGAAAGAGAAACUUCACGCCGUGAACGACGCAGAGGUGGAGAGACUGGUGGAGCGCUGGCUCUCAGAUGAAUGCAUGCAGGCCAUCAUGACCUUCUUCCAGGCCAAGUCUAAACUUUGAGGAGAGCCGCUCAAUGAGGAGG
Messenger RNA from Rhinichthys klamathensis goyatoka, 1243 nucleotides. RefSeq names its product enoyl-CoA delta isomerase 2 (gene eci2). Lineage: Eukaryota; Metazoa; Chordata; Actinopteri; Cypriniformes; Leuciscidae. The transcript has 10 exons. The record is from RefSeq and is a predicted model, not a curated record. Gene Ontology annotation, molecular function: fatty-acyl-CoA binding. Bases 40 to 1221 code for a protein of 393 amino acids.